AUGGGGUAUAGCUCAGAUCCAAACUGUAAUAAGAAACAUAAGCCGGACAGUAAUUACUAUGGGAAUAUAGCAGAUUUAGAUUUUAGAAAACAAAAAUAUCCACCUUACCAAGAACCGACCAAAUAUGAUAGUGACAAAUACAAGUCGGAGGCGUCAUCUAUAGACUCUGAGAAAUAUAUCAAUAGCUACAGACAUGGUUUCAAACCUCUGAAACCUGAUGAAUAUAAUGAACCACAAACAAAGUAUGGUUAUCCAAACCUUCAUGAUUUGCCAACACCAGAGAGUUAUUCUGAUUAUUUGCCGCCUCGCCCCAAGAAAAAGUUUAGGCCACACAGAAUUCCGGAUUCCUACGAUCCUGAGAACUUAGAUGAUUAUGUUCUGGUUCCAAAAAGAAAAUUGAAAAAACCUCAGCGCAUAGUUGACGAUUACCAACCAGAACCUGAGGAAGAUUUCGACCAUCGGAUACCAUACUCAGCCUAUGAUGAUGAAUAUGAAGACGACCGGUACCAACGACCGUCACGAGGACCCACAGGACCUCAAAAGGAAGAGAAAAUUGUAAAGAAAAUAGUGAAAAAGAAACCAGUUAUAAAUAUCUUAGACAUAUUUGACAUAUAA
Pieris macdunnoughi is the source of this 615-nucleotide messenger RNA. The record is from the annotation of a GenBank genome assembly. Lineage: Eukaryota; Metazoa; Arthropoda; Insecta; Lepidoptera; Pieridae.